Cottoperca gobio is the source of this 3673-nucleotide messenger RNA. RefSeq names its product metabotropic glutamate receptor 7-like. The record is from RefSeq and is a predicted model, not a curated record. Gene Ontology annotation, biological process: G protein-coupled receptor signaling pathway. Gene Ontology annotation, molecular function: G protein-coupled receptor activity. NCBI's taxonomy places the organism in Eukaryota, Metazoa, Chordata, Actinopteri, Perciformes, Bovichtidae. Gene Ontology annotation, cellular component: membrane.
GACUGUGGAGAUGAUACGCACCCCUGGGAAACAGACACCACAGCCCACCGAGCCAGCCCUUGCGCUCCCGUGGAGUUGGUGUGAGAGAGAAGAAUGUCACCCACUUCUGCCGGUCCUAACAUCUAAGUAUUAAUUCUGAGAGAUAAUUCCUAAUAAUUCCCGAUAUAUUAUUUGGUAGAAUUUCAGCUUUAGGUUGUGAAGAUUCUCAGCAGCGGCUUUACUGCAUUUCAAGCUUUUGGAUUCAGCAUAAAUUGUAAAGAGAAAAUAAAAAAAAGGCCAGUUCAUCAGCGGCGGGUGGUCAUCUUCUAUUACUGGUAUUUUCUGACUAAUGGAUGAAGCGUCUCUUUCCGAGGGAACUGUAUUACCGUCAGGAGCUUCACUAUUCAACAAGCUGCACCGCUCACUCCUGGCAGCAAAGCGAUGGGCGCAGUUUGUCUGAGCCAUCUACUGCGUCUUGGUUCUUCAGCCCAGCUUGUUGAAUCUCCUCCUUGCUGACAACAAUGGGUUCGUUUUAACAAACUUCUUCGCCUCUCUGGUUCUAUCUUCGGCGCAUUGCAGACUCCAUCUUUACUUAAAAGUUGAUCAUGGCUGGUCCUGGUUUGUGCGUGAAGCUGAGCACUAUAUGGAGAGCGUUUUUGCUCAUGAGGACUGUGGUAGAUUUCGCGCUGCCUCAGGAGACGUAUGCGCCCCAUUCAAUUCGGACUGAGGGGCUCCUGACCCUCGGUGGACUCUUCCCGGUGCACGCCAGAGGGGCCGACGGCACGCCGUGCGGGGACCUCAAAAAGGAGAACGGCAUCCAGCGGCUUGAGGCCAUGAUGUACGCUUUGGACCAAAUUAACCAGGACGAUCAACUCCUACCCAACAUCACCUUAGGCGCCCGGGUGCUGGAGACUUGUUCGAGGGAUACCUACGCACUGGAGCAAUCUUUAACUUUCGUUCAAGCCCUGAUCACGAAGGACACCUCCGACGUGAGAUGCACUAACGGGGAGCCACCGGUGUUUGUCAAGCCUGAAAAAGUGGUGGGAGUCAUCGGAGCCUCGGCGAGCUCAGUAUCGAUUAUGGUUGCCAACAUCCUACGCCUCUUUCAGAUCCCGCAGAUCAGCUAUGCGUCAACAGCCCAGGAGUUGAGUGAUGACAGGCGCUAUGACUUCUUCUCACGGGUGGUUCCUCCAGACUCAUUCCAGGCCCAGGCCAUGGUGGACAUUAUCCGAGCCCUGGGCUGGAGUUACGUCUCCACCAUCGCCUCAGAGGGCAGCUAUGGAGAGAAGGGAGUGGAGGCAUUCACACAACUCUCCAAAGAAGCAGGUGGAAUCUGCAUCGCCCAGUCUUUGAAAAUUCCCCACAACCCCAAGCUGGAGGAUUAUGACAAAGCCAUCCAACAACUGCUGGAAACACGGCACUCGCGGGCAGUCGUCAUCUUUGCCACUGAAGAAGACAUACGGGGAGUUCUAAAUGCCACCAAGAGGACCAAUCAGGUUGGCCAUUUCCUGUGGAUUGGCUCUGACAGCUGGGGGUCCAAGAGCAGCCCGAUCCACCAGCUCGAGGAUGUAGCGGUGGGAGCAGUCACUAUACUGCCCAAACGCUCCUCCAUUGAAGGGUUUGAUGAAUACUUUACUGGGCUCACCCUCGAGAACAACCGCAGAAACGUGUGGUUUGCUGAGUUCUGGGAGGAAAACUUUGACUGCAGGCUCCUCAGUGCCUCGAAGAGAGAGGAUACCAGCCGUAAAUGCACAGGCAAGGAGCGCAUCGGGGCCGACUCGAAGUACGAGCAGGAAGGGAAGGUGCAGUUUGUGAUUGACGCGGUGUACGCCAUGGCCCACGCUCUCCACAACAUGCAGAGGGACUUGUGUCCUGAUCAUCCUGGCGUGUGUCCACUAAUGGAGUCUGCAGAUGGAAAGACUCUGCUGAAGUACAUACGAAACACCAGCUUCAAUGGCAGUGCUGGCACCUCCGUUGUGUUUAACAAAAACGGCGACGCUCCAGGACGCUAUGACCUGUUCCAGUUCCAGAUGACCAACUCCUCCACCCCAGAGUAUAAGGUGGUAGGACAAUGGGUGGAAAACCUCCAGCUCAGGCUGGAGGAGCUUCAGUGGCCAGAUGGGGAGCAGGAGGUGCCGAUCUCUGUGUGCAGUCUGCCCUGCAAAACUGGAGAGAGGAAGAAGAAGGUAAAGGGCAUGCCAUGCUGCUGGCACUGUGAGCUAUGUGAUGGCUACCAGUACCAGUAUGACGAGACUUCCUGCAGACUUUGUGCCUACAACAUGAGGCCCAAUCCGAACAGAACCGCCUGCCAACCCAUCCCCAUUGUCAAGCUGGAGUGGCACUCCCCAUGGGCAAUAAUCCCCGUCUUCCUGGCCAUGCUCGGUAUCAUUGCCACCAGCUUUGUCAUGGCAACCUUCGUACGCUACAAUGACACACCUAUCGUGCGGGCGUCGGGCCGAGAACUGAGCUACGUGCUGCUAACUGGCAUCUUUCUGUGUUACAUCAUCACUUUCCUCAUGAUUGCCAAGCCUGACAUAGCCGUGUGUGCCUUCAGGAGGAUCUUCCUAGGCCUGGGCAUGUGCAUCAGCUACGCCGCGCUGCUCACCAAGACCAACCGUAUCUAUCGUAUCUUCGAGCAAGGCAAGCAGACGGUCACGGCCCCUCGCUUCAUCAGUCCCACCUCCCAGAUUGCCAUCACUUCCAGUCUGAUCUGCGUGCAGCUGCUGGGCGUGCUGGUGUGGUUUGCCGUCGACCCUCCGAACACCAUAAUCGACUACGAUGAGCAGAAAACCAUUAACCCCAUGCUGGCCCGUGGCGUGCUGAAGUGUGACAUCACAGACCUACAGAUAAUCUGCUCGUUGGGCUACAGCAUCCUGUUGAUGGUGACCUGCACCAUCUACGCCAUCAAGACAAGGGAUGUACCAGAAGACUUCAAUGAAGCAAAGCCCAUUGGCUUCACUAUGUACACCACAUGUAUAGUCUGGCUGGCCUUCAUCCCGAUUUUCUUUGGCACAGCGCAGUCGGCAGAGAAGCUGUACAUUCAAACAACCACCCUGACCAUCUCUAUGAACCUUAGUGCCUCAGUAGCACUGGGCAUGCUCUACAUGCCCAAGGUGUACAUUAUUAUCUUCCACCCUGAGAUGAACGUACAGAAGAGGAAGCGUAGCUUCAAGGCUGUGGUCACAGCUGCCACGAUGUCGUCACGUCUGUCCCAGAAACCCAGCGAGAGGCCCAAUGGAGAGGCUAAGACUGAGCUGUGUGAGAACCCUGCUGCUGACCCCAUGAGUCAAGCAACCAAGAAAACAUAUGUGAGUUACAACAACCUCAGGAUCUGAUCUGCUUGAAAAUGAAUGCUGUUUGUCCUUUUAUCUGUGAUUUGAAAAGGGAAGGGAGGUCUAGAGGAACAGAGAAAGACAGACAGAGACAGGAGAGCGAGCGCAGGCAUCCCAGCACCACCUGCAGUACCUAUGCACUCCAGGACUGUGGAUAGCAUCCAACCUUCAUCCAGACAUGAUACAUGAGUCCUGGCAGAGACUAGCACAGCUGUAGGUCAGUGUGGCUGGGUCCGCCUCACUAAACUGUAGGUUUUAAACUUGUGUUGUGGCCCUCUUGUCUCUGACAGAGAACAACUUGCCUGCUAAAAGGGGUCACUGUGAACGAGGACAAACCACAAAAAAAAAAAAAAAAAAAAGGA